This is a messenger RNA of Clarias gariepinus (North African catfish), 5314 nucleotides long. It is a transcript of the gene fbln2, whose product is annotated as fibulin 2. The transcript is spliced from 18 exons. Bases 241 to 4437 code for a protein of 1398 amino acids. NCBI's taxonomy places the organism in Eukaryota, Metazoa, Chordata, Actinopteri, Siluriformes, Clariidae. The record is from RefSeq and is a predicted model, not a curated record. Gene Ontology annotation, molecular function: calcium ion binding. Gene Ontology annotation, cellular component: extracellular region.
GGGUGGUGGUGGUUUGCAGCUGUGUGGAAGCUGGAGCUCUGCACACACACACGCAGACACACACACAUGAACACGCUAUUCGGAACUUUGGCACGAGACUGGCAGCGCGCGCGAGCUCCCUCUUACUCGGUUUCACUGGAUGCUGACAGUUAACGCUUGGGAAACCAGUACUCAGCUUGUCUGCUAUAUUUAAACUGGCAUAAACUUAUAUUUGAAUAACUGGCAGCCUUCUUUGUCAUAAUGAGGCUGUUGUUGGUGCUGCUUUUGCUCUGUGCGAACGAAAGUCUCUGCCAGAAAGACUGCACUGGGGUGGAGUGCCCCCUGCUUAAUAACUGCAUUGAGGAAGUUUUGGAAAAUGGAGCCUGUUGUGCUACUUGUCUACAAACUGGGUGCACAUGUGAAGGCUACCAGUACUACGACUGUCUUAAUGCUGGUUUCAGAUCUGGCCGAGUGCCAGAGGGAGAAUCUUACUUGGUGGAUUUUGGAAGCACAGAGUGCUCUUGCCCACAGGGUGGUGGUCGGAUCAGUUGCCAUUUUAUUCCAUGUCCUGAGCUUCCCUCUAACUGCAUCGAAAUGUCUGAGCCAAUGGAUGGGUGUAUUCAGUGUGAGCGGAUAGGCUGCGUGUAUGAAGGGCAAAAGUAUGAGGCUGGCCAUUCAUUCCGCAUGGAAGAAGUCUGCCAAGUCUGCCACUGCCCUAAUAAUGGUGGGAAGUUAAUGUGUUCUCCGAUCCCAGAAUGUGAUCUAAGGCAAGUACAUAAACCCAUACUUGCAAGUACAACAGAGGAAAACACACCAUGGAAACGUCAAAAUAAAAUAAAAAAUCUGUUCAACCAUCAAGCCUCAAGAAGUCCUUUCUCCAAACCUUUUCCACAGUCAUACAUUGACAGUAUGUCUCCAUUUAAACCUACUCCGAUUGAUAUGGAUGAAGAAGAAGAGGAGGAGGAGGAGGACUACGACUACCAUACUCCAGACUCCUCGACGCAAUCUCAGCCUGACCUAACUUCUUUAAUGGAAUCCUAUGUUAUUUCAGUUUCUGAUCUGGAAAGCAAUCCCCCCCACCAAGCCAGAGAAACCAAACAAGAGCUUAAAGAUAGAAUUGGUGUUCAUGAAGCAACAACAGAAAGACCAUGGUUUCCCUUCCAUAAAGAGAGGGCAGAUAGGACAAAACAUAGUCGUCAUAAAGUGAACUCUAUAAAAGACCCUUUAGAAGAUUCUGAACACAAUAUUAGAGAGCCACGAAUUAACAUUCAUAAAGCUGGUGCCGACAAAGAGAAAAUCCCCAUCCAUAGAGAUAUCACCCAUGAAGAACAGUUCUCUAUUUUUAGAGACAUUACUGUAAAUGAGAGUUUGGGUCAAAAUGAAGACAAUAGCAACACCGAGAUUCCUGAACAUAGUGACACAGCCACCCCGACGAUGCUGUCGGAAGAAACGAAAGAAACCACCAAUAGUAAUGAGUUUAAUUCAUACGAAGACAGCACAUACAGUGAAAUAGUCACUGACUCUCCAGUAACUGAAGUUCCACCUGUGCCUCAAACUACAGAGAAGACACAGAUGACAACAGCUUGGCAGACUACUGGAGGCAGUUUUUCACCAGAUCAAUUUUACUCUAGCACACCAGAAACUACAGAAUUAUACAGCACCCAAAAGGAAGAGGUGACCAUAAAAGACCAAGACGUCUCAUUAAACAAUGUCACAGAGGUCGAUAAAAAUCAUGAGAUGGAUGAAAUUGUUGAGAAACAUGAAAUAUACACUUUUACUGGUUCACAAAGCACCUCAAGCAGUGAGCAUACAUCUUCCGCAGUAACAUACAGACCUUUAGUAGAGAAUGAAACCAAACCAAUGGUACAACCAGAAAUGUAUACAAAUCCUCCUGUGAUAUUCAGCCCAACCACCCAGUCACUUUUAAGGGUGAACAGUGAAGACGGACAGCUUGUAAAUAAACAUUCGGAGAGUCUGUUUGAAGUUGCAGAGAGGGAAGAAGAACUGACUGAGGGAAAGGAAGAGAAAGACAACAUACUCGGUUCCAUUACAGAAGUCACAGAGGGAAUGACUGCUAUGGACGUAGUGGAUAUCUGUUGUGAAGCUGGGAAGAAAUGGGCCUCAGUGAACCAGAACUGCAACCAUCUGACUCCUGUGUUAAAAGACGAAUCAUUCUGUGGGGGUGUUCAGGAACAAUGUUGUGCAGGUGCACUGAAAGAGAGCAAGUGUUUAACUGGCAUGUAUGCUGCCAGAGCUGGUGAGGUGUGUGAAGAAAACACCAACCCACACUGCGGAGAGGAUACCCAAAAGGAGUGCUGCAGCUGUUGUGCACUUGGAUUGCGUAUUCGACAGGAGGGAAUAAGCUGUGUCGCACUUCAACACCUUAGUGACACUUGUGGACAUGUUUCUCUCACCUGCUGUGAGGAAGAAGAGGAAGGCUAUAGCACACCUGUACUAAAGAGAAAGGAGAGACCUAGACCUACCACCCUGCCAAAAAAAGUGGUUGACAGACUGUUCCCUAAGCAGUCUCUUUUCAUUACGGAUUCUGAGCACGCAUCUAACGCUGUGGAGAACCUGGAGGAUGUAGAUGAGUGUGAGAGAUUUGAGGGACAACGCUGCCUUCACAUCUGCAUCAACACUUUGGGAUCCUACAAGUGUACAUGCCACCCUGGAUUUACCCUGAUGCAGGAUGGACACACAUGUGAACUUGAGAACGCUGAGGAGGACAACAGAGUGACAGAGGAAGAAAACGUGUUUACUUUGACCACACCACCUCAAGAGACGACCCAAAUCUACUUACAAGAUCCGUGUGAAGGUAAUGGCCCAUGCUCUCAGCAAUGCUCAGCUGUGAAUGGACUGGCCCGCUGUUCCUGUUUUCCAGGAUUCUCGCUGAAUUCUGACGGACGGACGUGCGAAGAUGUGGAUGAGUGCAGCAGGGCCACACACACUUGCUCUCCCAAAGAGAUGUGUAUGAACUUGGAAGGUUCCUACCAGUGUGUGCUUCUGAAUGACAGGUGCGACGUGGGCUUUAUACACAACCAGAAUAGAGAUUGCGUGGAUGUGAACGAGUGUGUCACAAACACACACACCUGCCAGUCCAACGAGCGCUGUGUGAACACAGUGGGGGCUUUCAUGUGUGAGAGGCAGAUUUCUUGUUCGAGUGGAUACCAGCUGAGGAAUGGGGUGUGUGAAGAUAUUGAUGAAUGUGCUGCGCGGAGCCAUGAUUGUGGUUUGGGAUUCCAGUGCCAGAACACACACGGCUCAUUCCGCUGUAGCCCGAAGCAGCAGCCCUGCCUUACCGGAUUCUCUCAAGACCCCCACGGCAACUGCAUCGACGUUGAUGAGUGCAGAGUUGUGAAAGAGCCGUGUACGGAGGGUUUUAACUGCGUAAACACUGUGGGCUCCUAUACCUGCCAGCGCAAGAUUAUAUUAUGCAGCCGAGGAUAUCACUCCAGCCCUGAUGGUUCACGCUGUGUCGAUGUGGAUGAGUGUGUAACUGGAACGCACCGCUGUUCUGAGGGACAGAUCUGCCACAAUCUCCCUGGCAGUUACCGAUGUGAAUGUCAGUCAGGCUACCAGUAUGAUGCCAUUCGCCGUCUUUGCAUUGAUGUGAAUGAGUGCUGGCGCUACCCAGGGCGUCUUUGUUCUCAGACAUGUGAGAACACCGUGGGCUCUUAUAAGUGCUCCUGCACCACAGGCUUCUCCCUUGCGUCUGAUGGCAAGAAUUGUGAAGAUGUUAAUGAAUGUGACAACAAUCCCUGCAGUCAGGAGUGUGCCAACAUCUAUGGCUCCUACCAGUGCUAUUGCCGUGUGGGAUAUUAUCUAAAGGAGGAUGGCCACACCUGUGAAGAUAUUGAUGAGUGCUCUCAAAGUAUGGGGAACAUGUGCGCCUUUCAGUGUGUGAAUGUUCAAGGCAGCUACCAGUGUGCCUGCCCCCUUCAUGGCUAUUCAAUGUCAGCCAAUGGACGCACAUGUCAAGAUAUUGACGAGUGUGCAGCAGGAACACACAACUGCUCAGCAACCCAGACGUGCUACAACAUCCAGGGAGGAUUUCGCUGCAUGUCCUUUACAUGCCCUGAGAACUACAAGAAAGUGUCGGACACACGCUGUGAGAGGAUAGGCUGCUUCGGCUCCCAGUGCCAGAACAUCCCAGUCCAUAUCACCUAUUACCAGCUAAGCUUCCAGACUAACACCGUCACCCCGGCGCAGAUCUUCCGCAUCGGCCCCUCUCCAGCCUACUCGGGUGAUAGCAUCAUCAUUAGCAUCCCGCGUGGCAAUGAAGAAGGUUACUUUAGCACGCGCAGGCUCAACAGCUUUACCGGAGCCGUGUACCUGCAGCGACAGCCUCAUGGCCCGCGUGAUUUCCUCAUCGACGUGGAGAUGAAGUUGCUGCGCCAGGGCACAGUCACCACAUUCCUUACCCGCAUCUACGUCUUCAUCAUAGUGCAAUCCAUGUGAUGACACCUCGUGUUGCCUCACAUCUUGCUUUCAUAGGGAGCUAAGUUCAUGAGGGGGUUGUCAGAAUAUCUCAUUAUCCGCAUUGCUGAACAGAUUUUCAAAAGACGCUUGUCCCAAAAAGGUUUGAUUGUGCUUUUUUUUUCUUUUUUCCAAAUCCAACAGCUUGUGUUCUGUAAUGAUUUGAAAUAGAAAGACAGAAAUAUUUUGAUUUCCAUCUACAUUUCUCAAUUGCCAGAUUUUUUUUUUUUUUUUUUUUUUUAACAGUUUGUUUUUUUUCUCAACUUUUUCUGUACUGUGUCAUUAUUUGUACAAAGCAUGCUUCCUGGCAAAGCAAAACAGUGGGAAGGAUGGAAUGGAAAAUAACAUGGAUCCUUAAUCGUUCCUCACAUAAGUGCUGUAUCCCUUUAUUUUAGCUACUAAACGUCUUAGACAGUUAAGGAACAAUUAUUGUACUUAUUGUACUCUAAAAUAUAAUUAGCUGCAUCAGUGUAUGUACUCCUAAUGAGUACAUCGACAGCACUUCUCUUCAACAUCUGUAAUCACUGUGAUUCAUAUUUUGCAACUGAAAGGAUGUAUAAUAUUUUGUAAUAUUUGUACUUUGCUUGUUUCAUUUGUAUCUGUUAAUGCAAGGCACAUUUGACAGUCACACUUAGAGUGUGUGUGAGCUACAAUACAGCACUGAGGACAUGAAAUGUUUAAACGUUUUUAUGUGGAGGGUUUUUUUUCCUUUCUUUCUUUCUAUAUCUAUUUCUGUAUAUUAUCCAAUCCUCUCAGGGUAAAAGUAUCAGCUCAUUUCUUCAAACAAUGUCUAAGUUUAAAUCACCACUGGUUUAAUAAAUAAACAAUAAAUAACGGACCCACAAUGCGGAUUUAUAAA